UUUGGCGGUCUUCAGCCUGCUCUGUGUGGCGCCUUCUUUAGACCAGUUGGCUUUGUUUUCGGGUUUCCCCUCGUCCCUAUAUAAUGUUCGUGUUGAAUAAUGGGAGUUCUCUCCCCCCAUUGAAUCUUUUGACUAUGGCUACUGUAAUUGAGGCGAAUGGACCAGUUUACAAUGGACCUGGAGCCAGCAAACCUAGCUCCCCAUUUGUACUCUGUAAUCUUGAAUUAUCCCAGCGUGCUGCUGUAGAAAAAGCCAAAAAGUAUGCAAUGGAACAAAGUAUACGUUCAGUGCUUCUACGUCAAACUCAGUCUCAACAGUCCCUUCAGUUAAAUAAUAUAAAAAAGAAUCAAACUGUAGCACUUCUGAACCGGGUUUACGUUGGUUCCAUAGCAUAUGAUGUGAAAGAAGACAGUCUAAAGCAAGUGUUUUCACCGUUCGGUCCUAUUAAAUCUGUGAAUUUAAGUUGGGAUCCUUCUACACAAAAACAUAAAGGGUUUGCAUUUCUUGAGUUUGAAUACCCAGAAGCUGCACAGUUAGCUAUUGACCAGAUGAACGGUACUAGCUUUGGUGGAAGACAGUUGAAAGUUGGUAGACCGAGUAACCUAACAAACGCUGAACCUGUCAUAAAUGAGCUAGUUAAUGAGCACAAUCUUCAUAACCGCAUAUAUGUUGCUGGUAUACAUUUAGAUCUCACGGAAGACGAUGUUUCUUUAGUAUUUGAAGCUUUUGGGAAAAUAGUGUUCUGCAAGCUUCAACCCGAUCCUACUAGACCUUUGCGCCAUAGAGGUUUUGGUUACAUAGAAUAUGAAUCCACUCAGAGUGCAGCUGAUGCUGUUGGCAGUAUGAAUCAGUUCAAUCUUGGUGGACAGCUUUUGAGAGUAUGCAAAGCUAUCUCACCUCCAGACGGCAUUUCAAAUGCCAGUUCUUCUAAUCUCCCACCAGCAGCAGCAGUGGCUGCGGCUUCAGCCACUGCUAAAGUUCUAUCAAUGGAAACAGAGCAGCUCCCUGUUAAUUCUUAUUCUAAGCAACCCGAAGUGACUCAUUCUGUAGUACUCAAUACUCCGUCUUCUACAACAAUACAGCCUACCAACCUUACCAACAGCUCUUUACCUACAUGUUCUCCCGUGACAGUUUCAACGACUGGCCAGUCAACACUUGAUCAGCCUCCAUUAAGUGCGGAAUUUAAUGCAACAUUACAACAUGUGAAUAACUACAAUGAAAAUUCUAAUACUGUAGGAACUUGGCAACCUGAGGUACCUGAGCAAUAUUCACAUGCCCAGCCUUCUGUAUCUCCAAGUAGUUUUGCACCACAUUCCGCCUCCUCCGACCAAUCAAGCUUCUCAGGCGGCUAGAAAUUUUCGCUGGCUAGGAAUGUUUUUAAUUAUACUCUUGCUGUACUGGUCUUUGAAAACCCGAGAAUACGCUACUAAUCAAGUUCACUGGUAUCCUUAUUGUGAAAGGAUUCACACCCGCAAAUUGAUUUCAAGUAGAUAAUUAUGGGUUAUACUAGUUUUAUCACGUAACUAGUAAAUAUUUAAUGCAAAGCGAGAUUAUUUAGCGAGUUUUAUAUUUGAUUAACUCCUGAUAUUUCUAUUUACAGUGUCUUAAUUUUACGAAAUAUGGUCGGUCCAGAAGAUUGCGACGACGAACUAGAAGGAGAAGUAGCUGGAGAAUGUUCCAAGUAUGGGUCGGUUGAAAAAGUAUUAAUUCAUCAGAACAGUGGUCACGAGACGAAUGAAGAGUUUGUCAAUAUUUUUGUUGUAUUUUCUGAUCCGAGUUCCGUACACAAUGCUGCAAACGCAUUAAAUAAGCGUUACUUUGCUGGAAGACAAAUAACUGCUGAGCCAUAUGAUGUGAAAGCUUUCAUGAUGAAUGAUUUAUCUCGUUAAGUAUUUAGGUGUACUUUCUCUUCUAACAGCUUUUUUUGUAAAUAAUAAUUAUAGACAUGA
Schistosoma turkestanicum is the source of this 1949-nucleotide messenger RNA. Lineage: Eukaryota; Metazoa; Platyhelminthes; Trematoda; Strigeidida; Schistosomatidae. The record is from the annotation of a GenBank genome assembly.